AUGGCCGGCCUGACGACACGAGACUAUUGGCUUGCAGUCAUCACCGCAUAUCUCAUCACUCAAUGGCUGACCAAACGCAGCCAUCUCCUCGCACGUUUGACACGUCUCCGUCAGAACCUUCCCGCUGGACCGUCCACUACACCACCGGCGAUCAAGCCAGGCGCUAAGCCUGUAGCAGCCAGCUCCUUCACUGUGUCCUACCGCAUCGGUUCAGGCGAGGUUGACUCUGACGGUCGCGCGUACGGCGGCGAGCUCCUCAAGCUCAUCGACGUCGUCGCCGGUGUAGCAGCUCGCAAACAUUCCGGUCAUCCUUGUGUCACCGUUUCCGUCGACAGAGUCAUCUUUCUCAGCGCUAUUCGAGCAGGCGAUAUCGUACAUCUGUCCGCCUCUGUCAAUCGCGCUUGGUCGAGCUCGCUCGAGACAGGUGUCCGCUGCAUGAGAGAGGACGGCAGGACUGGAGAGAAGGUGUACGCUUGCCAAGCCUACCUCACCUUUGUGGGGCGCAGUCAAGCGCACGGAAAGACAAUCGUGCCCGAGAUCACGCCGUUGACUGUGCUCGAGCAGAAGCGCUUCUUCCUCGCUGGCCGACGGAGAGGGCAUCGUAUAAAGCAAGCAAGAGCGUGGCAAGAUGAGCUUACGCCCUUUCGCAACGAGGUGCUAGCCAUGAGUGAUCUAGCAUCACGGCAAGCGCAAGAUCAGCGCGACUCUGACAAGGUGGUCGACAAGAUGGCCGAGCUGGAAAAGCGCUUCAUUGCAGAAGCCUAUCUGCGUAACGAUCCUGAUAUCCGGCUCGAGGGCGAGUAUGUUAUUGCGCAAGUCGAGGGAUAUACUGAACCUCUGCGAGUCAAGAAGGAAGACAUUGACAAGAUAACCAGAAGUCUGGGCUCGGGCGCAUGGCAGCGAGUAGCAAGUAGGCCCAUACCCACCUCGCAUCCCCGCCAAUCCGAUCACGAGCUCGGACUCUCAUCCUUACCUCUGCACCAAUAUCAAUCAUACUGUCUCAGCCUGUACAUCGUGCGACCGCAGCACUGCAACAGCCUGCACGUCCUCUUUGGCGGCCAGCUGAUGAGGUGGCUGGAGGAACUCGCUGGCAUGUCCGCUUCUUCUGUCCGUCGCGCAUCUUGGACGACAGCGUCUCUCGAUUCGAUGACGUUCAAGCAGAGCGUCCAUCCGGGCCAGAUUGUCUACAUCCGCUCUAUCGUGACCAAAGUUUGGGCAUCAUCCAUCGAAGUCUAUUGCGUCGCGACGGCAGAGACGCCCGGCGGGACAGGCGCGAGCUACGUUGCCGAUGCUUUCUUGACUCUCGUCGGCGUCGAUGCGAUGACGGGUCGGCCAAAGGUACAGCCCAAGAGGUUCGAAGUGGCCACCAAAGAAGCGGCUUCGAUCUCGCGCAGUGCAGAAGCCCGCAAGCAAGAACGCCUCGCCGACAAGCAGAUUCUUGUGACCAUGUAUGCUUGA
Messenger RNA from Mixia osmundae IAM 14324, 1458 nucleotides. RefSeq lists its product as uncharacterized. NCBI's taxonomy places the organism in Eukaryota, Fungi, Basidiomycota, Mixiomycetes, Mixiales, Mixiaceae. The transcript is spliced from 2 exons. Bases 1 to 1458 code for a protein of 485 amino acids. Gene Ontology annotation, molecular function: thiolester hydrolase activity. The record is from RefSeq and is a predicted model, not a curated record.